Drosophila suzukii is the source of this 2155-nucleotide messenger RNA. It is a transcript of the gene SH3PX1, whose product is annotated as sorting nexin 33-like protein SH3PX1. Gene Ontology annotation, molecular function: phosphatidylinositol binding; protein binding. Gene Ontology annotation, biological process: plasma membrane tubulation; endosomal transport; protein transport. NCBI's taxonomy places the organism in Eukaryota, Metazoa, Arthropoda, Insecta, Diptera, Drosophilidae. The record is from RefSeq and is a predicted model, not a curated record. Gene Ontology annotation, cellular component: cytoplasmic vesicle; plasma membrane.
UCAGUAUACUUUCGCAACCGCUGGCACGGCCACACUCCACUGUUGGUGAUUCAGAUUUCAGUGGUUAUUUUUUGUCUGUUUAUGGCCCCUGUGGACACGGGAUUCGAAUACGCCUAGAGGAACGCAGCGGAACGACCAGGAGAGGACCAAGAUGACCUCGUACGUGCGCGCCAUGUACGACUUUAGCGGGGAGCCGGGCUCCUCGGAGCUCUCGAUCGCCACGGGUGAUGUGCUCUCGGUGACGCGGAGCGACGUGGGUGAGGGCUGGUGGGAGGGCAAGAACGCCCGGGGGCAGAUCGGCCUCUUUCCGGCGGCCUACGUGGAGGUGAUGUCGGCGGCAGAGGCUCAGAAGCUGAGCGCCAGCGGAGCCACCUCAGUGCCCCAGGUGCCGGAUCCCUUCGCCUCGCCCCCGCUGCCACGAUACGAUCAGACGGCCGACGACGACGGGAGUAACUGGGAUGACGAGGACGACUGGAGCGAUGACAACGAAACCUACUCGGAGAUUGGACCAGGUGGCCAGAAGUCCGCGGGUCAGGCGGCUCGCGCUGGCGGAUUAUCCCACUCCACCAGCGACUAUGAUAACAAACACCUACCCAUCGCCCCCAGCGAUGACACCCAAUCGCUGGCCUCCGUGGCUGGAGGAACCGGUGCUGCCGGCACCGUCAAGAAAGGCAUGUUUGCCAAAAGCUCCGAUUCGUAUAUACUCGGCUUGUCCAGCACCAAGGAGAAGAUACCCGAAUGCGAGAUGGCCUACAUCACACAGGUGGAGGACUCCAUCUAUCAGUGGACGCAGAAUCAUUCGCCCUACUCCGUUGUGGUGGCCAGCCCCAAAAAGGAGUCCAAGUUCAAGGGGAUGAAGACGUUCAUCGCCUACCAACUGACGCCUAGUUUCAAUAACAUAUCCGUGUCGCGUCGCUACAAGCAUUUCGACUGGCUGCACGAACGUUUGGUGGACAAGUUCUGCCUGAUUCCAGUGCCACCGCUACCGGACAAGCAGAUCUCCGGCCGCUAUGAAGAGCAAUUCGUGGAACAUCGGCGGGUGCAACUGCAGGAGUUCGUCGACUGGGUGUGCCGUCAUCCGGUGAUCUCCAAGUGUGAGGUCUGGUACCAUUUCCUGACCUGUCGCGACGAGAAGAUCUGGAAGUCCGGCAAGCGCAAGGCGGAACGCGAUCCAUACAUGGGCGUCAACUACUGUCUGGCCAUCUCGCCGCCGGACAAGAAUCUGCUGCACUCCAAGGUGGACGCCCAGUUGGAACUGGGCACACAGUUCAUCCACAGCAUGGACGUGGCCGUACGCAACCUAAACAACAUUUCCAACGACAUGGCCAAGCGCUCCAUGACGCAGAGUAAAAAGGAGUUCCAGCGCAUCGGCGACGGACUUUCCGACCUGGCCAAGGCGUUGGCCAUUGACGAACGGCGUGCGCCCACCCGGAACGCGGUUCCGCUGUCCGAGAGCGUCGGCCGCAUCGGUGGCAUCUUUAUCGGUAUUGGCCAGAACUUUGGCGAACAGCCAAAGCAAGAUUGGAUCCCCCUCUCGGAUCGACUGCAUAUCUACAGGGGCGUUCUUAACUGCUUUCCGGACAUCUUCUCCACGCACAAGGGUGCCAUACAGAAGCGCAAGGAAUGCGAGCGAUUGGCCGGCGAGGGCAGAAUGAACAAUCCCCAGCUGCACGACGUCAACCGGCGCACGGAUGUCGUCUCCUACACGGUUCUGGCCGAGUUGACCCACUUUAAGAGCGAACGGGAUACGCAUUUGAAGCACACGCUAAAGAACUUCAUUGCCGAACAGAUUAAGUUCUAUCAGGGCGUGGUGGCGCGUCUGCAGGAGGCCAGCCGCCAGAUCGAGUAGAUGGGGCCCCUUGACAUAUCGCUGGAGAUCGGCUGGGAGCACAAAGAAACAAAGAAACCAUACCGGGCACACACUUCCACAGAAAACACACACAGAUAUAGCUGAAAACAUUCGCACGCGCGCAUUUCAAAUGCCUUAGAAAGGAACUCUUAUUUUAAGCGUGGUUCUAACUAAAUGUUAAACGAGAAAAUAUUACAUAAUGUUUGUUUGUAAGUGAAAAGUUGCGUAUUUAUACAGAAAUUAACUUUUAUAUGCCUAUUAUACACACUGAACUUGAAAAGCAAAUAUAAAUUUAUUUAUACAUAA